This is a messenger RNA of Schistocerca nitens (vagrant locust), 2241 nucleotides long. RefSeq names its product serine/threonine-protein kinase Nek2-like. Gene Ontology annotation, molecular function: ATP binding; protein kinase activity. The record is from RefSeq and is a predicted model, not a curated record. Bases 435 to 2015 code for a protein of 526 amino acids. Lineage: Eukaryota; Metazoa; Arthropoda; Insecta; Orthoptera; Acrididae. The transcript has 5 exons. Gene Ontology annotation, biological process: protein phosphorylation.
GUCAACUUCUAGAGUAUGAAACUGUUUGUAUGAUAGGAUCCGGUUCAUUCGGUACGUGCUUCAAAGUUAGAAACCGAACUACUGGAAAGUAUUAUGUGUGGAAGACUAUAAAAUAUGGAACAUUAUCACAAGAACAGAAGAAGGUGUGACGGAAUAACUGUUAGAUAAUUCAAAAUAGUUGCAAUAUUUAGAUUUUAGUGUCCGUGUGAUUGCAAACUCAGUUUCCACACGCCCUAAUGAUUUCCACGGGUCUCGAAUAUAAAUAUCCGUAGGAACGACGAUACUGUUUCAUCUAUGAACAAUUGAAUUGUGUUUGAAAUCAUGAACUCGAAUGUAGAUGCCCUAUAACACAAAUGUAGCGGGUUUGUUAACAUUAAGACAUACAUAGAUAAAUCCGUGUGUGUUCUCAGCGCCUUGUCUCCGAGGUGAAUUUAAUGAGCGGCCUACAUCAUCCGAACAUUGUCGAGUACCAUGAUCGCAUAAUUGAUAAAACUUCAGCUACUUUAUAUAUAAUAAUGGAAUGGUGCCCAGGAGGUGACCUCUCUGUACUUAUAACAAAAUGUAUAAAGAGGAAUUUAUCACUAGAUGAAGGAUUUAUAUGGCGUGUUCUCUAUCAGAUAGCACGUGCACUUCAAGCAUGCCACUCCCAGCUUCCAUCUGGAACAUUGUUGCAUAGAGAUGUGAAACCAGCAAAUGUCUUCUUAGAUUCAGAUAACAAUGCAAAACUUGGUGAUUUUGGGUUGGCACGUAUUCUAAAUAGUGACAGUAGCUGUAGUCAGACGUUUGUUGGCACACCUUACUACAUGAGUCCUGAGGUUAUAAUGGGUGGCGCAUACAGCAAAAAAUCUGAUGUGUGGUCGCUUGGGUGUAUUGUUUAUGAACUUUGUUCUCUCAGGCCGCCUUUCAAGGGUUCAAAUAUCAAACACUUAGCUCAGAAAAUCAUUGCAGGAAGGUUUCCAAGAAUUCCAGCACACUAUUCUGAAGACCUCCAAAACAUAAUUUCACUAAUGCUAAGUUCUAAGCCCUGUGAUCGCCCAACAGUUGAUGUUUUAAUUCAGAAUCCUGUUGUUCUUUCCCAUGUCAUUCAAGAUUGCAUUAAUGCAAAGUUAUCUGUACCUAAAAGUCUUCAAACUCUGGAAAAUCCAUGUGAAACAACUGAAAAGGUUAAAGUAUUCCUACAAGAUAACAUUGCAGCUUCCAAUCUUGCUGAUGUUCAGGUGAUACCAAAUGACAGUUUCUCAAAAGGCUUUGACUGUAAGUUUCAGGACAUAUUGUCAAAAAAACUGGAGGAGCUUAAAAGAAAAGAGGCAGCAUUGCAGUUAAAAGAGUUUGCAGUUGCUGAAAGAGAACGAGCUGUUCAAAAGAAAGAGAGAGAUUUGUACACAGCAACAACAGCUGAAGGAAGGUUUAUGACUGAGGGAAAAAGUCAGCAUAAAUAUCGUGAUGUUAAGUUGACAGCAUGGAAGCAGAAAACUCCACACUUGUACCAUAUGCCUAUGAAGAAUGAAGACACUUCUUUCAGUGCAGACACUGGUGACACAAGUAUCCUUCCAACUUCUGCAAAACUGAUUGCAGAUGCUAAAGAAUGUUUCAUAAAAAAACCAAAUGAAAGGAGAGUUCAUUUUGAUACUGUACCAAUACUGGAUGCUGUUGAGUAUACAUUUUAUGACAGAAGUAGUACCCUUCGCAUUAAGAAGCCUGCAAUUGGUAAAACUAAUGAACAUAUGCAUUCUGAAACUGCUGGUUGCAUCAGCAAGAAAAAUGUAUUGCACAGAAAGUCCUCUGCUCAGGUUCUUCAAAAUGUUGACAAUAUCAACCAGAAUAAUGUGGGUAGCUCACAUAGGCAUGUAUUCAGCCAGUGGAAGAAGGCAGGUACCAUUCCCCGGACAGGGAGGGGUAAUUGUUCAAAUAAGGAAAAUAAGCAUCCUACAGUGUCUUGUGCUCAAAAUACAGUUGAAUUGCCUGUGGAUGAUGUUCUUACCAAGAAAUUCAGUUCAGUGGUAAAUUUCCGAUGAACUGGAGAAUGAGUGAUAUGGUCUCAUGUAUUAAACACACAUAAAAAACUUAGUACCUGACUAGUUUGUAGCUAAUCAAAUUAACAUGGGGAUAGUUAAUCAAUAAAAUUAUUUUAUUCGUAUUGAGUCUCAGGGAUCCUAGAAAACUGACAUACAUACAUACUUAACAUCUAACAUGUGAGCUUCAAUUGGUAUUAUUAUGCUUUACUGUUUUUAUAUAAAAAUU